Molecule: messenger RNA, 1865 nt
Organism: Danio aesculapii
Lineage: Eukaryota; Metazoa; Chordata; Actinopteri; Cypriniformes; Danionidae
Product: cytolytic toxin-alpha-like
Source: RefSeq, a predicted model, not a curated record
GUGGUUGCCUGCUCCAGUGGUCAGGUGCACUAACAGUAUCUUGUGGACUCAUUCGGUGUGGCGUGAGUAACGGCGCCAUGGCAUCAGAUUCGAUUGAAAUGGCAGCUCUUGGAAGAUCUAUGUUUCCUGGUAUGCUUUAUGACUGCCGAAAGGAUUCCUUCAUUCCAGGUGUUACUCUGUGGAACAAGAAAUCAAUGAAUGACAAUUUGGACACCCAUCCUCAGCCCAGGACUGAUUUGAAGUUCAGCAGCUCUGAUUCCAUCUCUGAUAAGUGUAAUUUAAUGGAUAUAAAUGCUUCCCUGAAAGCCAGCUUCUUGGGGGGGCUUAUUGAGGUGGGAGGAUCUGCCAGAUACCUGCGUGACACCAAAACCUCAAACCAACAGUCAAGAGUAACAAUGUAUUACAGUGAAACAACCAGAUUUGACCAGCUCAUCAUCAGUCAGCUGCAGGAUAUCACCUACCCUCAAGUGUUUGAGCAGAAAACUGCAACUCAUGUGAUCACGGCUGUACUGUACGGAGCCCAGGCAUUCAUGGUGUUCGACAGGACAUUAUCAACGGAUGAGAAUAUCCAGGAGAUUAAGGGAGAAUUAAAUGUAAUGAUCAAAAAGAUCCCUUCAUUUUCCAUUGAGGGAAAAGGGUCUGUAAAAAUGACAGACAGUGACAAGGACAAAGCCGAGAAGAUAUCCUGCACUUUUCAUGGUGACUUUCAUCUUGAGCAAAACCCCACCUCAUACAUGGAGGCCCUGGAUACAUACCAGAAGCUGCCCACACUGCUGAAGGAGAAUCCCCAGAAUGCAGUUCCAAUAAAAGUCUGGCUAUAUCCACUUUGUUUACUAAAUGAUAAUGUAGCCAAGCUGGACGAAAUCCGCUUAAGUCUGAUUUCCAACACUGUAGAUAUAAUUGAAAAGCUGAAUGAAGUCUACAGGGUUUCCAGUGACCUGUCAGGAAAUAUACUGACAAAUGAUUUCAGUGACAUCCAAGAGAGACUUGGCUCAUUUCAGGAAUUAGUUGGCAUCUACAAGAUGGUGUUCCAGAAAGCUGUGGCCAGGGUCUUGCCUGAUAUUCGAGGGGUAAAGGAGGAGGGAUCCCUUGAAGAUAUCCUGAAGAUCCACCAGACCCCUUUUAAUGCAGGGAUGCUAAACCAGUGGUUAAAGGAUGCAAAAUCUGAACUUCACCUCCUAAACUCUUAUAUGGAGAUGCUUGAUGGGAUCAAACUUGAAGAUUCAGAGGUCUCAACCAUCCUUCUUGAUCCUGAUAUUGAUGUUGUGGUGUGCUUGACCAUCACAUCUUUGAGCUAUGAAGACCCUGAUCUCAAAAAACAGGAGGAGUUUCUGAAAUCGGACCAGUUUAAGAAGCUAGAUGGAGCAAACGGCCAUGAAACAGAUGUGGAACCUGUCAGAAAGUGGUUUAACAAUCCUGAUGCCAUCAGACAGAUGAGAGAGAGCUUAACUCAAUUCAGGAGUUUUUCAGUGGCUAAUAAAGAUGAUAAGAGAAUCCGCUUCAUUGUUUCUGCUAUCUCAGAUAGCUCCAAUCCAGUCACUUCCAUUUAUCUGUAUGAAAAAGGAGAUCUGAAAAACACAAAGUUUCAGUUGCCAUCCAAACCUCCACCACCAAUAGUGAAGGAUGUCCAGAACCAAACAGUGUCUCUGAAACUGCAGAAGUCCCCAACUGGAGUCACAGUGAAGUACAGAGUCGAGUACAAGGAGUCAAGCGCUGAUUCUGCUGCUGAAGAAAAUUGGUUUGUCAUAAAACACCUGAUGAAGACUUUACUCUGACUGGAUUGGAACCUGAUAAGUCCUACUUGAUCCGCUACAGGAUAGUGGGUGAAGUGGGAGUGAGUGAAGCCAGUGAUAUCAUCAGCACAA